This is a messenger RNA of Haemorhous mexicanus (house finch), 2401 nucleotides long. It is a transcript of the gene FAM110D, whose product is annotated as family with sequence similarity 110 member D. The transcript has 2 exons. The record is from RefSeq and is a predicted model, not a curated record. The coding region runs from base 926 to 1924 and encodes 332 amino acids. Lineage: Eukaryota; Metazoa; Chordata; Aves; Passeriformes; Fringillidae.
CUGGCCCCUCUCCGAGGGUCCGGGAGCCCAGCGUGGGGGGCAGCGGGUCCUUCCCCCUCUGCUCCAGUGCCACGUUCGCAGCCCCCGGGCUGGAGCUGGGCAUGGAGGGGGCCGCGAUUGUCCCUGUGGGAGCACUCGGCCCCCGGGAAGGGAAGAGGGCAGUGGUAAAAAUAACCCCUGGGCCAGCUCCAGCCCAUUGUGGCUUCCUGCGAUUUACAGCCCUUCCCGGGGGGAAGAGGCAGGAACGGGCGGCUCGGGGCUGGCUUUGACCCUUUCACCGCCACCAGAGAAGGUGCCAGAAGGACCUUUCCUCCUCCUUUCCUGCCUGGGUGGGAUCCUGGGGAGGGGGAUUGUGGUGGGCUCCUGCUCCUGAGCUGCCCCCACACCCUGGGGUGGGUGUAGGAGGAGAAGCUGCUGGAGUGGACCCGGUUUCCCUGCCCCAUUCCUGACCCACCCUGUGCAGGGGGACAGAGACUGGAGGCAGAAAUCCCUGCUGCAGAUCCCGAAACGCCGGCCGGGGUCCCGUAAGGAAGCGGAGGGAGGAGAGGAGCAGAGGCGAGCUGGGGCUGCAGGAGGAGAGGGGCUAAUGCUGGCCAGGGCCAGAGCCAGGGUCAGCACGGGGGGGCUCCUGCCGCGGGGCUGGCCUGGCAGGGGUUAAUGGGUGGUUCUUCCUCUUCCUCAUCCUCUAUAUGAGGCUGCUCCCGGCUCUGGGCUCAGUUUGCCGCGGCAGCCGGAGGGGCAGGAGCUGCGUGGGACUGGAGCAUCCAUCCCUGCAUCCCGUCCCUGCAUCCCUGCGUGGGCUCAGGGCUGAACCCAGGAGCCGAGCGAAGCCCCAGGAACCUCCUGAGCGGCCUCACCAGCCCUGCCCGGCCGCUCCGCAGGGCACGGAGCGAUCAGCGGCGAUCAGCAGCGCCGUUCCGGGGCCAUGGUGCCCCUGGGCAGCCCCACUCUCGCCGUCUGCGCCUCCGGCAACCUGCGCCUCAUGGCCCCCGGCCGCGGCUCCCCGCUGGCCUGGCUGAACCGGGGCCCCGAGUGCCCGCAGGGCCCGGGGGGCAGCGGGGGCCGCAGGGCCAGCGCCGUGGAGCGCCUGGAGGCCGACAAGGCCAAGUACGUGAAGUCGCAGCAGGUGAUCAGCCGGCGGCAGGAGCCGGCGCUGCGGGGCUCGCCGCGGCUCUCCCCGCACGGGCGGCGCCGCCUCGCCCGGCAGCAGUGCGGGGAGCUGGGCCCGGGCUCGGAGCUGCCGUGCCCGCAGUCCCCCGUGUCCCGCCGCAGCGGCAGCCGCCGCCUGCUGAGACCCGACUCGCUCAUCAUCUACCGGCAGAAACGGGACUGCCUGGGCGGCGACAAGGAGAACGCCAAGGGCUCCGGGCUGGUGCGGCGCCUCUUCCAGGGACCCCUCAGAGCCACCCCGCCCAGCUCGCCCCCCGCCAGGCCGCUGGGCGACGGGCCCGGAGCCCCCCGGAGCCCCGAGACCCCCAUGCUGUGGGCACCCGCCGAGAAGGAGGAGGCGCGGACACCGGGAGGGGACGGCGGCGGUGACAGCGGCGGCACCUUCCCCGUGCCCGCGGAGCAGCCGCCCGGUGCCGCCGGGAAGGAGCCGCUGGCUCUGCGCGUGUCGCUGCCGCUGUCGGAGCAGGAGCGCUUCUUCAACUACUGCGGGCUGGACCGGGCGCAGGUGGAGCUGCUGGGCCGGGAGCGCUUCGGGCCCGCGGGCUGGGACAGCGCCUCGGCCCGGGCCGGCUCCUGCGAGUCCGAGCCCGGACGGGCCUCGGGGGGCAGCGAGGGGGACGCGGGGCCGGGCGAGGAGGAGCCGGACGCCCGGCCGGGCUCCGCCGUCUCGGUGGUGGAGCGCAACGCCCGAGUCAUCAAGUGGCUCUACGGCUGCCAGAGAGCCUGGGCGGCUGCCAAGGAGUCCACGGUGUGAGCGGGGACGGCCUGGCCGGGACCGGGACACCCGCGGGGCUCCCGCUGGCUGCACCGGGCCCCUCGCCCUCGCGGGAUGUGGCCGAGGGGCUGGUGGCACCCCUGGCCCUGGUGGCACCCCUGGCCCUGGUGGCACCCCUGGUCCCGGUGCCGUGGGGAUGCUGCGGGCUGGGAGAGCCGCCAGGUCCUCAGGCUGAGUGUGGUGGGGGCACCUGAGGGCAGGUGAGGAAGGGCCACCCGUGGCCUCAGGGCUGGCAUGCUGCUGUCCCCUAUCUUCUCCCUGUCCCCAGCCCAGGAGGGUGGCACGGGCCCUUAGCCCCCACUGACCACUCAAGUCCUGCUCCAGCUGCAGGCUGGGCGUGGGCCGAGCCCGAGCCCCCUGUCGUGGGCAGUGCCCAUCCCUCAGCCCCCUCCUCCCCAGAGCAGGGGCUGCCGGGGCCAGAGCUGCCCUCAAUAAAUCCGUUUGGGCUUUUUUCUA